AUGGUGCUCCAAGUCAACAGACACUCAAAAACAUACUUGUUACGUAAAGCAGCCAGUGCUCACAAUUCCUCCUUCACCUGGUGCCUGCCGAUUGCCCUGUGCCGCAGUGUUCUCAUGCGUGUAAGGUGUCUCCUACGUGACCACUUUGCGCGCCCUUCCCCCCACUCGCUGGAUCCCGGUGGCGACGGCUGUUCAGGCCGCCGGGGACGCAAGGGAAGGACUGGACAGGCCGCUGCCGGGGAGGGCAGGUGCGGGGGCACGGGCGGCGGAUCUGGGAACGGAGCCCGCGAGUUCCUGCUUCCUGCUGCGCGCAUCCCAUACCAGCCCUCAUUCCGCGCAUUCCAGGCUCGCUCCUUUCAAACUCCAGGCCGGGGGGUGGGAGGGCCCGCAGCUCCCGGCUCCCCGCCCGCGGCCGCGUGCCCCGCAGGUCCAACGGGCGCUCCUCCAAGCGGAGCCUUGGAGGGCAAGGCCGGCACCAUUACCUCCAACGAGUGGAGCUCUCCUAACUCCCCUGAGGGGAGCAAUGUGUCUGGGGGCAGUCAGGCAUUGGACAAGCCCAUUGACAAUGACGCGGAGGGCGUGUGGAGCCCGGACAUCGAGCAGAGCUUCCAGGAGGCGCUGGCCAUCUACCCGCCCUGCGGCCGGCGCAAGAUCAUCCUGUCGGACGAGGGCAAGAUGUACGGUCGGAACGAGCUGAUUGCCCGCUACAUCAAGCUCCGGACAGGGAAGACCCGCACAAGGAAGCAGGUCUCCAGCCACAUCCAGGUGCUGGCUCGUCGCAAAGCCCGCGAGAUCCAGGCCAAGCUAAAGGAUCAGGCAGCUAAGGACAAGGCCCUGCAGAGCAUGGCUACCAUGUCGUCCGCACAGAUCAUCUCCGCCACAGCCUUCCACAGUAAAAUGACCCUCACCCGGGGCCCAGGCUACCCAGCAGUCUCGGGGUUUUGGCAAGGAGCUUUGCCGGGCCAAGCCGGAACAUCCCACGAUGUGAAACCUUUCUCUCAACAAACCUACAAUGUCCAGCCUGCGCUGCCUCUGCCAGGGUUUGAGACUCCUGCAGGACCCGCCCCGUCGCCGCCGGCACCCCCGUGGCAGGGCCGCAGCGUGGCCAGCUCCAAGCUCUGGAUGUUGGAGUUCUCUGCCUUCCUGGAGCAGCAGCAAGACCCUGAUACGUACAACAAGCACCUGUUCGUUCACAUUGGCCAGUCCAGCCCAAGCUACAAUGACCCCUACCUCGAAGCCGUGGACAUCCGCCAGAUCUAUGACAAAUUCCCGGAGAAAAAGGGUGGGCUCAAGGAGCUUUUUGAACGAGGACCUUCCAAUGCCUUCUUUCUUGUGAAGUUCUGGGCAGACCUCAACACCAACAUCGAGGAUGAAGGCAGCUCCUUCUACGGGGUCUCCAGCCAGUACGAGAGUCCAGAAAACAUGAUCAUCACCUGCUCCACCAAAGUUUGCUCUUUUGGCAAGCAGGUGGUAGAGAAAGUAGAGACGGAAUAUGCCCGCUAUGAGAAUGGCCACUACUCGUACCGUAUCCACCGGUCCCCACUCUGUGAGUAUAUGAUCAACUUCAUCCACAAGCUGAAGCAUCUGCCGGAGAAGUACAUGAUGAACAGUGUGCUGGAGAACUUCACCAUCUUGCAGGUGGUCACCAACAGAGACACGCAGGAGACGUUGCUGUGCAUUGCAUAUGUCUUUGAGGUGUCGGCCAGCGAGCAUGGGGCUCAGCACCACAUCUACCGGCUGGUGAAAGAAUAAGAGACUUGGGGAGCAGGGAGGGGGAAGAGAUGUGUGUGCAGGGCCACGGGGAGGGGACCUGCAGGGACUGCCUCCUGCAAUGCUAAGAGAGCUCAGGCUACGAGGUCAUGACUAUUCCUACUCAGGAAAAAACUGUGCCUGAACCUGCAAUGCCCAGUCCCAAAUAAACCCAAGAUGUUGUGUAUCCCAGAGGGCCUGAUCUGGCUGUUUGAGCCUUGGGAGGGACUGUGGGAGAAGGGGGGCAGUUUGGGAAGCCGGCCCAGAGAUACAUCUUGGGCAGUUCUGAAACCAGUGCCUUAUUGGACUCAGCCGGAACCAUCUCCAGAAGCUGAAGCUCAAGAUGGGACGGUCCCUCUGUCGCCACUGGAGCCCCGCAUCCUGCUGCUGGCCACCCAGGGAGACCCGAGGAUAGGCGCGUGGGUUCUCUGUUCUGUGAAUGAUGCAUGUGCACCCCCUGCCUGGGACAGCUGACAGAGACCAGGUCCAGCCCAGGGGUUGGUGUUAAGGCAUGGGGGUGACAGUUGCUGGAAGGGCUGGAGUGGGCAUGGUCAGUGCUUUAGAUGGUUUCCAUCCAUCUCUGGUGGGCGCAGAUGCCAUAGCAGUGCUGCUUGGGGCUUGGACCAGGAGGCCAGAAGACAGUUCAGGCAGGGAGGCCGGUGUCACGCAGCAUCCUUGGUGUUGAAGCCAAGAAAGUUGGUCAAAGGUCUGUGGUGGUCUGGGGGUCUCUGACCUCCAGUUCUGACGCUCUGCAUGUCUUACCUCCCUCCCCGCCAAGAGGCCUGUUGUGUAGUGACCAUCUUGGACCCAGCCUGGGCCAUCCACUUCUUCCCCAUGGUCAUUUCUUGCUCCCUGGGGAUGGAGGAGGAGCAUGGCGCCCACUGCGGCCUACAGGGAGCCAACUCUUUUAUUUCGCCUAAGAACCUUUCUGGGCUUUGGGUUUCAGCAGCCCUGGCUUUAGUCCUAGUAGUCCAGCUGCCUGACUGGGGAAAUUUCUCCAUCUUUCCUCUCUGUAAAGCGGGAAGGCAAUGAUGCCUCCUUUAGAAGGUCUUAGUGAGGAUGAGGGGUAAUGUCUACAAAGUGCCUGCUGCAAGAUGCACUAAAUGUUACAAUCAGCUCUUCCUAAGCUCCCCCUCCUCCAGGUUCUGGCUCUUUGCUGCCAUCUGGUGGUUCUUUGGCACCACCUCCCCUAAUAGGGAGCCACAAUUGCAGGAGUGGAGCAGAGCGGAAUGGAAAAAUCAACCCUUGUGUUCCCUAAGUGCCCAGCUCUCGGGGAGUUGUUUGGGGAUACAAAAAUGAGUGCGACAGCCUGGAGAAGUAGUUAGGAGCAGGGACUCUAGAGUCAGACAACUGGGGUUGGAAUCAGGUGCUCAGCUACCUACUAAACUUGGGUCAGGUUACUUCAUUUCACUGGGCCUCAGUUUCCCCAUCUGUAAAAUGGGUCUAAUAAUAGUACCUACCUCAUAUAUAUAUAUAUAUAUAGAGAGAGAGAGAGAGAGAGAGUUCCUAGCAUAGUGCUAAGCACAACAUGUUCAAAAUAGAUACAUUUUUAUUAACAACAGGAGCUUAUCCUGCAAGAGUCAGAUGGGACAGUCUAAAGUAAGGUGGGUUGGUCCUCAUCAGAAUACCCGGAGUUCAGAGAUGGGAGAGCAGAAUGUGAAAGCGAAUGUCAAGGUUGAGAGGAGCUGCCUUCUAAGCGUGGAUGACACUUAGGUAAGCUCACUAGUGUUCCAGAGUGGGAAAGAAGCCAGCAGCUACCCCAUUUCCCUCUGUCUUCUAGGGCGGCGUCUCUCCAAACACCCCUGGUUCUGGAGUUGCACAACUCCUCAGUGUGAUGUCAUGGGGUGGGGGACACUCACAGGUCCUUGUGUAGGUUUGGGUUUGUGGGAGACUCUUCUGCCCCGGUGACAUCACAGCUCUUGCCCUCCUCCUUCUCACCUCUAACUCUGGGGCUUGUGGAUAAGGGGAGUCCUGGAUGCCCACCCAUCUGGCUUGACUGCACCUUCUGUCCAGGGCCACUGGCAGGUGAGCUGCCUUACAGUCUGGGACAAAGGCAUGAGUGAAGUGGAUGGUCGUUUGUCAUGGCUGGGAAGGAGUAGGUGCAGAGGUGGCUGGCACUAAUUUUCCCUUCCCUCAGGAGUUUCCCGCAGUGGACCCUAGGAGACCUGCUACUCGUGGCUGUCAGUGCCAGCCCUGUCAGCAUGGGGAGCGCAGAUAUAGCCGCUUCUCCCCUGGAGUAGUCAGACCACUUGGGACAAUUGGGAGACCUGCCGGUCGCCCCUCUUGCAGCCUCCUCAGACACUGCCUUGGGCUAAAAUCCCUGUCUCCUGCACAUCCUCCUGCCCUUUCUGCCUCGAUGCCCAUGUCCCCUGGCCAGUCCCCAUGUUUGGGCCAGUGUGGAGUCACCUCUCAUGAAGAAGUGUUCCAUUGACCAAUGAGGCCCCACUACCCUGCUGGCUACAGGUGCCUUUGAAUUCUAACCUCAGCCCACAGGUACGGGCACGAGCCCCAUUUUAGGGCGGGCUUGGGGAGGUUACCUGCCUUUCUUGGAGUGUUAAUGCGUUUGUUCGAUAGCCUGGCUUGCUUUGCCCCAGGCGUGGGGGUGUUUUCGGAGCAGAACAGAUGAGGCCUCUGAGGCUUGGGCUUCACUCAGGAAGAAAGGAAAUGAGAGGUAGACAAGACCUGCAGCGGGAUCCCGCUGCCAGGGCAGUGAGUGGGGGCUGAGGCCGAGGGGCACAGGGCACCCUCGGAUGCCUGGGGGUGUGGGUGAGGGAGAGCUUUCUGACUAGGUGCCGGAAGGGGACUGAGAGGAAUAUGUCAAGAGAGAGGAAUAUGUGUCAGUGACAGAAAGGAAUAUGUCAAGAAUGGGUGGGGGUGUGGGGGACAGGAGACUGGAGCAAAGAUUGGAGGAAGAGGGCCUAGGUCCUGUCCAGGCUGACCAUCCAGUUGAGGAGGAAUGGACAUCCACCCCCUGCUUUGUGAACCAGCACCUCGCUUGGUAAGGACUUUGGGUUUUACUCUGUGGAGAGUGGUCCUGAGAGUAUUUUAAGCAGGGGAGUGAGUCUUAGAUCUGGUUUUCAGAAAAUAACACUGGAAUGUUGUGGAUUAUAGGGAAACACAUGUAAUUGUCUUUCUGAGUCUCUUUCCUCCUAGACUCAGCUUUUGUGGGUGGAGAUGAUGGAUUUCCCGGCCUGUUCUUUUCUGUAAAUCAAACACCAUGUCCUCUCCGUGCUCAGUAAAGGAUUCGUGAGUGGAUGCUAGUGGACAUGAACGUGUGACCCAUGCUGGCUGGGCCUGGGAGGGGUGUAAGAGUCCCCACACCCUCUAAGAUCCAGCUCCUGCCUCCUGACCUUCUAGAGCUAGCAGGCAGCAUCCUGAGAUGGGGACCUGGAAACAGACUGCCUGUCAUGGGUCUGAUGGUGACCACACUGCCCCAGUGGCCACCAGUGCCUGCUUGGUGUGGGGUGAUCUUCCAGAUGAGAGGGAAAGCUACAGAGUAGUGCAUGUGCAUAGGCAGGGCUCUGCCUGUCAAGACUGAAGCCAGUGGAAGGCGGAGCAAGGGGCUAUGCCCCAGGUAUCCCCAUACAUCUGUCUAUGGGGUCAGGGGACAGUGGGCAGGGUGGUGAGGGGCUGGAAGUGGGAAGCAGCAUCCUUGUAAGCAAGGGUGGUGGCAGCAGCGAGCUCCUGAAUCAUCAGACUGUAGACCCAUCUGCACAGGUGGAAAGUCAGCUGAAGCGUUUGUGUUAGAGUUCACAGCCAGGCACUUCUACCCACGUCACUAUUAGACCCCUUCCCAUGUUACCUGUUAUGCUGACUCCAAGAAUGCGAAUGUGGUGCUUUUCCCUGAAGAGUUAAAUCUCAAUAAAUCGUUGCUAAGAACUUAAACCCUGCAGCCAGGCUGAUCUAAGUCUGAAUUGGCAUCUUACAAGUUGGGUGAUAAGCCUUAGCCACUUGGAACCUUAAGGUGACCUCAUUUGUGAAAUGGGAAUAUGGUGGGUUGACUUCAGGAUGCUUCUCGCAGGGGGGAGACAAUGCAGGAGGGUGAAGGUAGCAGGAGGUUACGGCACCUCACUCAUGAGCUCAGGCAUGUAAAAACUUACCUACUCUGCUCUUUACACAUGCACUUAUACACCUGUGUGUGUUCAUGCACACAUACACACACACUUGAGAAAGGAAAAAAAGCUAAUUUUAAUGUAUUUAAAGCAAGCGGGGAGGGGACCUCAAGUCUUGGCUAAGCAAAAUCUGUCCACCCAGAGACAGGUGCACUUUACCCUCAUCCUGGAAUCAGAAACAGGAAGGAGGUGCUCUAAAUUGGGGCGAUAACUAGUCCAUCAGGGUGAAAAAGAGGCCGGGGAAGUGUCUGGAAAGGGAGAACAGGCGAUGGGCUCAGCCAUACUGAGGAAGAAACUGUCCAGAAUUCAGUUUUUGUUUUACUUCCUGAGAGUGGGCUGGGAGAGGUGGUUGAUCAAGUGCCUUCAUGGAGGGUGCGAGCCCCGGGGGUGCAGAGGGCUAAGGAGGUUUAAGCUCAUGGAUGUCUAAGAAUUCAACUUGAAGUUUUUUGUAUUUUUUGCUAUGUAAACUCCUUGUGUCUCCAGAUCUUCAGUAAAGUCUGCUACAUAUACAAGGCUUUUGUGUGAGUGAUUUCUCUUUACAGAAACGAGGAUGUUGUACCUCUGUGGACAGUGUGGGGACAGCAGUGGCAGCGGAUUAGGCCCGAGGAGGCAGCUGUCACUGAGCCAGACCCCUGGAGGUGGGAACUCAGAGCCCAUCCAGCCUGCCCAUGUCCUUUUCGAGACAAUGAGAAGCACAUGGGGUGCUGCCAAGCAUUGGGUCACUUUAUGAGGAUAGAAUGGGGGCCCUGGUUCCUCUCUGCAUCUGGGCUACGCGGCCCCUCACCUCCUAAAUGAAGUCUG
Talpa occidentalis (Iberian mole) is the source of this 6662-nucleotide messenger RNA. It is a transcript of the gene TEAD4, whose product is annotated as TEA domain transcription factor 4. Gene Ontology annotation, biological process: hippo signaling; embryonic organ development; regulation of transcription by RNA polymerase II. The record is from RefSeq and is a predicted model, not a curated record. The transcript is spliced from 14 exons. Gene Ontology annotation, cellular component: transcription regulator complex. Gene Ontology annotation, molecular function: RNA polymerase II cis-regulatory region sequence-specific DNA binding; DNA-binding transcription factor activity, RNA polymerase II-specific. Lineage: Eukaryota; Metazoa; Chordata; Mammalia; Eulipotyphla; Talpidae. Bases 1 to 1752 code for a protein of 583 amino acids.